AUGUCCACCAUAACAGACGCACCGAACGGGGCGCCCCCCGUGGCGCCGUUGAUCGCGUCCGAAACGCCAGCAUCCAGAUCCGGGACCGCAUCAUCAUCCCGAAGCCCCAACAUGACGCCCGGCCCGUCCAACACGGCCAGCCCACCCCUCUCAUCGGCGUCCUUCCCGGCUUUCCCGUCCCUCCCUUCCACCACAUCCGUGUCCCGGCCGCCACCCUCCCACUCGGCCUCGCACUCCAUCUCCUCCCCCCGCACAGCAGCCAUGUCUAUGUCCACCUCCGCCUCUCCGCCCACCACAGCCACAACCCCCGUGUCCGCGCCCGCGCUCAACCCGAACCUACCGUCGCAGUCAACCCAGAUGCACAUCGCCGAGGCGCGCGCAGCCCUCGUGGCUUCCAUGUCGAACCUUCUGGACUCGGAGCUGCAGGGGCGGGCGGCGCUGUUGCAUUCCAAUGCCGCGGCUUUGGCGAAACAGGAAAAGGAUGUGGCGAAAGCUACCGAAGGACUACGGAAGGAGAAUGAUAAGUUGGCGAAGGUGGCAAGGGAUGCGGGGCGGAAGAUUAAGGAGACGGGGAAUGUGCAGAAUUGGGCAGAAGUGCUGGAGAGGGAUUUUUUGGUUUUGGAGGAGACUUUGCGGUUGGUCCGGGAGGGGAGUGACGAGGGUAGCGAAGCUAGUUGGUCGGGAAGUUAUAGUGGGAGUGGGAGUGGGAGUGGAAGUGGAAGUGAGUGUGAAGGAGGGAGUGGAAGGAGGAGUAGAACGAGGAGUAGACGGAGGAGCGUGGUUAGUGGGGUAGAGGACUUUUUGGCGAGGGGGAAGCAGGAUAUCGACGGUGGUGCGGGUAAUGAGGAGCCGGGCAUGGAUAAGGGCAAGGGGAUCGAUGAAGUUGUCGAGGAUGCAGCUAUGGAUGAUGUUGUUGGUUCAGAGGAACUAGACCAGGGCCGUGGUGUGAUUGGGUACAUGGCUCCGCCGAUCAAGGCUGGGGAUCGUGAUGUGUCGAUGGACGCGGAUGCUGCCGGUGAACGAGAGGGCGCCUUUGCGAGUGUGAACGAUGCCAUUGUGGCCAGUAUCAGAGAAGCUAUGGAGACGAGUGUCGACGACAGAUCGGCGCCGGAGCCAGGAACUGAACUGCACUUAGAGGGUAAGGGCAAAGGCAAGGGCAAGGAAUUUGCCACGAAAGCAGAGGCAAUGGAUGUUGAUGUGCCUGAGGCGUCGGAUCGUGCGUUAGGAAUUGGUCAGCCGAAACUGCUGAAGGGAGAAGAAGCAUUGGAAAACCACGGAGUGUUUGAGUUCACGGCCGCGUCCGCGUUGCCAGUCACAUGA
This is a messenger RNA of Pseudomassariella vexata, 1320 nucleotides long. RefSeq lists its product as uncharacterized. Bases 1 to 1320 code for a protein of 439 amino acids. Gene Ontology annotation, cellular component: BLOC-1 complex. The record is from RefSeq and is a predicted model, not a curated record. NCBI's taxonomy places the organism in Eukaryota, Fungi, Ascomycota, Sordariomycetes, Amphisphaeriales, Pseudomassariaceae. Gene Ontology annotation, biological process: endosomal transport. The transcript has a single exon.